Messenger RNA from Salmo salar (Atlantic salmon), 2415 nucleotides. The record is from RefSeq and is a predicted model, not a curated record. NCBI's taxonomy places the organism in Eukaryota, Metazoa, Chordata, Actinopteri, Salmoniformes, Salmonidae.
CACUUCACAUUUAUCUGUCACAGUGCAGACAUUUGAAGUAUGAAAUAGCGGACUCUGCAUCAUUCAGAGACGAAGUCUCGAAUCCAGUGGCCCAGAAACGCAGCAGUAUGGAACUAUUGCCCCCAAAGAUGUCUGAAAGUCCUACAGAGAUAAGGAUUGUGCUGCUCGGCAAGAAUGGCUCUGAGAAGAGUGCUGUUGGAAACGUCAUCCUGGACACAGUGGCAUUUGACACCAACUAUGUACAAAACCACUGUGAGAGAGUCAGUGGUCAGGUGGAGGGAAGACACAUAGCUGUGAUCAACACUCCAGACCUGUUAGACCCUCACAUGUCACAUGACAAACUCUCAGAGGAUCUGCGUUGGUGUGUCACUCUGUCUGACCCGGGACCUCAUGUGUUCCUGUUGGUGCUGCAGCCUGAGGAGUUCACACAGGAAGAGGGAGACAGAAUCAGGACAAUCCUAGACACCCUCAGUGACCGGUCCUUUGACUACUCAAUGGUAUUGACAACUCAUGAAGACAAGAGGGGACACAUGGAUGAGAAUCACCCUCUGAAUCAGAUGGUCAGAGCCUGUAGAGGGAGGCAGCACCUCAGUGACCGCACUCAACUUAUGGCAGAUGUUGACAGGAUUGUAAAGGAGAAUGGAGGAGACUAUCUCACCUGUGAUGUAUUUGAAGAUACAAGUGACAUGAAACAAGGGAAAGAGGAAAUCCACAGGAGUAAAACUGAUUGGAGCCUCAAAUCUUCCUCUGAGGAAGAACUUGGAAAGGAUGUUUUGGAACAAGGUAAAUCAGCACAAUUGGACAAUUGGAAGAAAAUGAGAGAAAUUGGAUUGACGUCAAUUAAUGAAAACCUGGGGGAGCAAUCACGCAGUGGAGAAAAAUAUGAGUCUCAACUCCGGAUUGUGCUUCUGGGGAGGAGUGACGACAAGAAGAAAACAGUGGGUAACAUUAUCCUACAGCAAAGGGCUUCUCCAGGAAUAGGCCUUUCUGCUGGUUUGUUUGGCAAAAAACAGCAAUGUGAGUCAGCCAGUGGGAAAUUGAAGGGCAAGUCUGUAACUGUAGUAAAGACUCCAGACUUCUUUGCUCUGCCUGUGGAGUCCCUGAUGCAGGAGAUGGAGAAAUGUAAGUCCCUCUCUGCUCCUGGGCCUCAUGGGGUCCUGCUGGUGUUGAAGCCUGAGGAGUUCACAGAGGAGAACAGAAACACAUUCAAGUUGAUCCUGAGCAUAUUUGGUAAAGAGGCCUUCAAGUACUCAAUGGUGAUCAUUACUCACCACAAGGGAGUCACAGGAAAUCCUCAUCUGAGACAAAUGAUCGAAGAAUGUGGAGGAAGGUAUCAUGAAAUGUACAAACAAGGAAGUGACCACGAAGAGUUAACUAAAAAGAUAGAAAAGAUGGUAGAGGAGAAUGAAUGGAGAUACCUCACCUCCAAUGAAGAGACGACACAUGAUACCAUGACACCAAAGGCUCAGAGACUGAACGUGGUGCUGUGUGGCAGAAGAGGAGCUGGGAAGACUUCUACAGCCAAUGCCAUACUGGGUCAGACAGAGUCCAGUCCAAAGUCCAGCUCCUCCUCAGUGUGUGUGAAGAGAGAAGGAGAGGUGUGUGGUCGGCCGGUCACCCUCAUCGAGCUGCCUGCUCUGUAUGGAACACCUCUCACUCAGGAGGAAGUGAUGCGUGAGACUUUCCACUGUGUCUCUCUCUGUGACUCUGGAGUCCAUGCUUUCCUCCUGGUUGUACCUUUGGGUCCAAUCACUGAUGAAGACAAAGGAGAGUUGGAGACCAUCCAGAAGAUACUCAGCUCACGAGUCAAUGACUUUAUCACGGUCCUGUUUAGACAGGAUAACAUUCCAGUUGAUAAAACUGCAGUUAAGUUUGUGGAACAAAAUGCAGACACAAAGCAACUGAUCAAGAUGUGCGGAGGGCGAUAUAAAAUCUUUGAUGCGUUGAAGAUUGUUAACGCCAAGCAGACGACAGAACUUGUAGCAGAAAUAGUCAAAAUGAUGGAUCAGAACAGAACCUGCUACACUCUGUACAUGUACAUGGAGGCUAAACACCAAUCAGAACUGGACCAAAACAGAAGAAUCAAGGAUUUAGAGGGAGAGAAUCAGGAACAUGUCACAAGGUGCUGAAUUGGAGUGUUCCAGCACAGAGUGCAUAAGGGUGGUGCUGAUUGGGAAAACUGGAAAUGGGAAGAGCGCCUCCGCAAACACUAUCCUGGGCAGAAAGGAAUUUGAGUCUAAACCCAGCACUGAUUCUGUGACAACAGUUUGCAAGAAGGCAGUCGGCAAAGUUGAUGGAAGAACAGUUUCUGUCGUGGACACACCUGGACUUUUUGACACAACAUUGUCUAAUAAAGAUGUUCAGCAAGAGAUAGUGAAAUGUGUUUCCCUGUCAGCUCCUGGACCCCAUGUGUUU